This is a messenger RNA of Ctenocephalides felis (cat flea), 1536 nucleotides long. Its product is annotated as E3 ubiquitin-protein ligase Bre1-like. Gene Ontology annotation, cellular component: nucleus; HULC complex. NCBI's taxonomy places the organism in Eukaryota, Metazoa, Arthropoda, Insecta, Siphonaptera, Pulicidae. The record is from RefSeq and is a predicted model, not a curated record. Gene Ontology annotation, molecular function: ubiquitin protein ligase activity.
AUGCCGCUUAGUUGUCGCUUGACAUUUCAUUAUUUACAUGCUUAGGAAACUAUAUAUACGAAAGGAAAAAUUGGUAGAAAACCCGACAUGGCAAAGAGGCCGGCUGAAGAUCCCGGAGGCUCCGGGCUUCCUCCCAUAAAAAAGGUUCAGUUUGAACCUCAUUUAAUAGGCCCUAUAUCUACCUUGGAAGAAAUGGAUAUCAAAGUACUGCAAUUUCAAAAUAAAAAGCUAGCACAGCGUAUUGAACAAAGGCAUAGAUCAGAAGCUGAAUUGCGGCAAAGAAUAGAACAGUUAGAAAAAAGACAAACGCAAGAUGAUGCUGUUUUGAACGUUGUGAACAGAUAUUGGAAUCAGUUAAAUGAGGAUAUAAGAGUAUUGUUACAAAGAUUUGAUGCCGAAACAGCAGAUGAAUUAGAAAAUAAAAAUGAAAAUGAGGCUACUACAUCUUUCUUGAUGCAAUUAUCGACUUGGGACAAAGAAGAAUUAGAUGAUAAACUUGCAAAUCGUGUUCAAGUAUCAAAGCGUGCUGUGGCAAAAAUUGUACAAGUAUUUGAUAGGUUGAUGCAGAGAAAUGAAAAGAUCACACUUGCAUUGAAAGAGGAAGAAGGUGCAGCUAAUCUUGAUGAGACAUUACAACAAGCUUUUAUGGAUGUACAGGCAGAAAAUAGAAAUCUACAAUCUUUAAAUACAUCAUUGCACGAGAAACAUCAUAUAAUGUGCUUAAAAACAUCAGAACUUCAGGAUUCUGUUACAGGCAAAGAUACUGAAGCGGCAGAACUGAGGAAUCAAAUUGAUGAUCUUCAGUAUGAGUUACAGAAGGUGCGAUCACGAAAUGACAAAUUAGAAAAUCAUUUAGCAGAAGCCAUAGAAAAAUUGAAGACUUAUCAUCAAUUGCAUGGUGAUAGUGAUAAAUCUUCAAAUGCAGGUAAAGGUGUUGUAACAACUAAUGUGGCAGCUUCUCAAUUAGAAGAUUUACACAAGGAAUUAGAAGAAUAUAGGGAAUUGGCAAACAAUCGUCUACAAGAACUUGAUAAACUUCAUCAGCAGCACAGAGAUUCAUUGAAAGAAGUUGAGAAGCUAAAAAUGGAUAUAAGACAAUUACCAGAAUCGGUUAUUGUCGAAACAACAGAAUAUAAGUGUCUACAAUCCCAAUUUUCUGUUUUAUAUAAUGAAUCUAUGCAAAUCAAGACAGUAUUAGAUGAAACCAGAGUGCAAUUACAAAUGCAAAAUCAACAUCUGAGACAGAUAGAAAUGAUGGAGAGUGAAGAAUUAAUAGCGCAAAAGAAAUUAAGAGGAGAGAUGAUUCAACUGGAGGAUGUUUUAGCACAACUUCGAAAAGAAUAUGAAAUGCUGAGAAUUGAAUUUGAGCAAAACUUGGCAGCAAAUGAACAACUGACCAUAAAUAGAGAAAUGAGGCAUUUAAUCACUUCUUUACAAAACCACAAGGUCAUUAAGGGCGAAGUGCAACGUUAUAAAAGAAAAUAUAAAGAUGCCAAUGCUGAAAUACCUAAGUUCCUGAAGAAAGAGACUGUAUAA